ACGGCGACCCUGCCACACGAAAUACAAGAGCAUCACUGGCACAAGCGUCAAAUCUCCGUGUUCACAUGUGUUGCGUCGACAUCGCAAGGUCCCAAAUGUUUCGGUGUCGUGUGUGAAGACCUGUGCCAUGACACUGCCCACGCGGUACUCGCUCUAAGGUGCAUUGAGGACUGGCUGGAGAACAACAUUCCAGUUUAUACGUCAUUAACGUAUAAAUCUGACGGUGCACCAGCUCACUUUAAGAAUAGAUUUCAGCUUUACGAGUUCCAACGAGCCGGUCUUCCGAAGGUGAAGUGGGUUAUUUCUGCCUCAGGACACGGCAAGAGCGCCUGUGAUGGAGUAGGGGGGCUACUGAAGCAUCAGGCGACGGUGCACAACCUCCGUUCGCCUGUGGAUGAGGCCAUACAGAAAUCAACGGACUUUGUGCACAAGGUGGGAAAGUGUGUAAAAAAUGUGACCCUCCUAAAUUUAAAGAAAGACGACGCGAGUGAUUUCCGCAAAACCAAGAGAGCCGAAUGGGGAUCCAUACCGGUUCAAAAAGGCAUCCGCCUCUCACACGUGUGGCGACUUGAAAAAGGUGAAGUGCGUCUUCAGCGAACUGCAUAA
Ixodes scapularis (black-legged tick) is the source of this 606-nucleotide messenger RNA. RefSeq lists its product as uncharacterized. NCBI's taxonomy places the organism in Eukaryota, Metazoa, Arthropoda, Arachnida, Ixodida, Ixodidae. The transcript has a single exon. The record is from RefSeq and is a predicted model, not a curated record. The annotation marks the transcript as partial.